Messenger RNA from Mobula hypostoma (lesser devil ray), 4139 nucleotides. RefSeq names its product non-SMC condensin I complex, subunit H (gene ncaph). The coding region runs from base 171 to 2267 and encodes 698 amino acids. Gene Ontology annotation, biological process: mitotic chromosome condensation. Lineage: Eukaryota; Metazoa; Chordata; Chondrichthyes; Myliobatiformes; Myliobatidae. Gene Ontology annotation, cellular component: condensin complex. The transcript is spliced from 18 exons. The record is from RefSeq and is a predicted model, not a curated record. Gene Ontology annotation, molecular function: chromatin binding.
GGUUAGUCCUGGGCACGCAUGCGCGGUGUUGGGCCGCGGGAGAUUUUGAAUUUUCCUUCAUUAACGGACGCCGGUCGGCGGCGGGACCGGAAGUGCGGCGAUCGCUGGACUAGGGUAGCAGAACUGACGGACAGCGGCGUGUAAACGGUGUUCUAGUGAGCCAGGCCAAAAUGAAUACUUCCACACCAGUGUCCUGCAUAAGCCCUGCUGGCCCAGUGUUUAUAUCUCCAUCUACAAAGCGGCAGGCUAUUCCAAGCUUAAAGAGCACUGUAAAAAUGGAUGUUGCAGCAAAUGAUGAUGAGCGCGAAAGGAGGGAGAGGAGACGUUCGAAGGUGACUGACUUACAACUGAGUGGCAUAGACACCCCACUGGUAUCCCCAGUGCAACGAGGGACCCCCCAAUCCUUUGAAGCUAAGUUAUCAAAUAAUCAGAUAUCUGAACAUUAUUCUACCUGCAUCAAACUGUGUUCAGAAAAUAAAAUUACCACCAAGAAUGCCUUUGGUCUUCACCUGAUUGAUUACAUGGCUGAUCUCCUCAAAGAAAAGGAGUCUGAACUUACCAGUUUCAAGAUGGCAGCUGGCACUUUGGAUGCCAGUACGAAGAUCUACGCUGUGAGAGUGGAUGCUGUUCAUACAGAUGUAUUCAGGAUCCUGGGGGGCCUAGGGAAGAAUCCUGAAGAACCAGGUGCAGAGGUACAUCCUGGAUCAAGUGAAGCUGAACAGGAGAAGGGCUCACAGAAGCAACAGAAGAAAAAGCAUUCAUACAAAACUAUUGAACAGAACUUGAGUAACAUCACAUAUUCCAUGAAUGACAUGAAGUGUGAGACUGACCCAAUGUUCCAGAAAGCUGCCUCAUUGUUUGAUGAGUCCAGCACAGUGGGUGUUUUCAUGGUGAAUCUCCAGACGUAUGGACACUCUGCACAAUUGCUGUUCGAUUCAGAUGCUAAGCUCAUUCAAACUGACUCUGCACCAGAACUGCCACCAGUUAGUCAUGUGGAGAUGCCUGAUCUUCAAGUCUUUCAACAGUCUCUGGAAAACAAGACAAUAUGUCCUUCAUUUGAAGAUUUUCAAUUCACAAAUUGGGACAGUGAAGCACACAAUCAGGCUGUUAACUCAAUAUUAGAAAAAUUCAAGAAGAGUAAUCAUUUAUUUGAUGUAAAUGCGGAGUCAGAGUUUGCCGAUAAUCAGCAGGAUGUCUGUUGCACUGUGGUGGAUGACUUUGACGGGGACGUUUGUGACGAUGCUGGAGACGAUCAGCUAGAAUUACCUAUGAUGAAUCACGAUGAAGAGAGUAAUGAUGUGAUUCCACUCACAGACGUGGAUUUCAGCAGCCUGUGUGUCCAACUUUCAAAUAAUCCAGGGGAAUAUUCCUAUUUUAGUCCCAGAAUAAUGAGGAUGUGGGCAGGGCCUAAUCACUGGCACUUCAAAACUCGACACAAGGGAAUGGAAAUACUUGAUAAAAACAGGAAAAAGCAACCGAAGAAAGCAUUUGAAAUUGACUUUGAAGAGAAGAUAAAUUUUGAGAAUCAUUUCAGAGAAACAAGGGCUGCUACAACUAUCUCUAAAGCUACAUUAGACCGACAUAACGGGAAGUUGACGACACUGCCUACAGAUUUCCACUAUGAUCCAGACAACAUAACCUGUUUGUUCCUUAAACCAUCUAUCAAGAUAAAGCCAAAUGUGAAAGAAAAUGUCUCUGACCAAGAUGAAAAAAUUGGGGAAUAUGAUUAUAACAAUCCCAAUGACACUUCGAAUUUCUGCCCUAGAGCUGAGAUGGAUAGUGAUGAUGAGCAUGAUGGAUUUGUUGGUGCGAAUGACUCCUUUGAGUUCGGAGCUAAUGCUGAAAUGGAGCAGGAGGAGAAUAUCCUGGAGCAAGAUAGAAAGUGGUCAGAUAUCACAACGUAUGGAGGAGAAAACUUAGUGGCAGAGCCCCAGAAAGUCAACAAAAUUCUAUUGAAUUAUUCAAAAACAGCAAAAAUGAUGGAUGUAAAGAGAUUAAAGCAGAAUAUGUGGGAACUCCUUACUGGAAACGCAGCGGUCUCUGACGGAAAGGAUAAAGAAACUGAAGAGCCAAAGGUGACAGUGAAAGGACAGCAAAGCUUAACAGCUGUUACCACAGAACUCUUUAAAAGGUUACCAAAUACAUUGGCCAAGAACUUGUCAGUUCCCAUGGCAUUUGCCUGUUUAUUGCACUUGGCCAAUGAAAAGAACCUCGAAAUCAAAGGGAAAGAGGAUUUAUCAGAUGUUUUUAUCAAACAGGGAAUCUGAAGCUAUUUUGUUUGUACAUAUAUAUGUAAGCAUUUGAAGAAAUUGUACAUAUAUUUGUAAAUGUUUACUUGUGAUAGUGAGCCUUGUGUCAGGAUUUAACAUUACCUCAAUUUCUUGUUGUAGUAAAUCUUGCAUCAUGGAUUCCUUUUGAGACAUUGGAGAGAAGUGUGUUUUUAUCCAUUAAUACUAAAUAUAUGUGAGAGUAUUGGUUGCUAUUUGCAUGCUUGGCUUCAUUGUUAAAUGGAACCAAAUGUGUGGAGCCAAUGCUUGAACAAGGGCUUAUGUGGUCAAAAAUUUUUUUUUUUUACUUACUACUUUUUCAGAAGUGUAUUUAGAAAAGCAAUUGAGAAUUUACUGAUCUUGCAACUAUACUUUUUAUUUGAAAAUAGCUAAACCCAUACUCCUUUGGCAGAAUAAGAAUUUUCUUAUGAAUAAAUUAUUUGUACCUCUGAUCUAUCUACUGUUACUUCAAGACAUUUUAAUUUUGAUUAUUAUUCAGUCUUGUAAAAUAAUUAUAAACAAUGAGUUAUAUACCUUACCAAAUAAUAUUCAUAAGACGCUAAGGCACAGGAGCAGAAUUAAGCUCCUCAGCCUGUUGAGUCUGCUGCAACAUGACUGAUUUAUUUUUCCUCUCAACCCCAUUCUCCUGCCUUCCCUCCAUGACCCAUAACACUCUCACUACUUAAGAACCUAUCAGUAUUCACUUUAAAUAUAUCCAAUGACUUGGUCUCUGCAGCCAUCUGUGGGAAUGAAUUCCAGAUUCACCACCAUCUGGCUAAAGAAAUUCCUCACCUCUGUUCUAAAGGGACGUCCUACUCUGAGGCUGUGCCCUCUGGUCCUAGAUUCUCCCACCACUUCCUCGCAAUCUUGGCCUUUGACUAUUCAAUAGGUUUCAAUGAGAUCCCGCCACACUCUUCUAAACUCCAGGAAGUGCAGUCCAAGAGUGAUCAAAUAUAAUAGGGUACCAUGGUAGUGUAGUGGUUAGUGUGACACUUGUAGUUCAGAGUUCAAUUCUGACACUGUAAGGAGCUUGUACAUCCUUCCCGUGAACGCAUGGGGGUUUCCUCCCAUAUUCCAAAGAUGUUCUAGUUAGUAGGUUAAUUGGUCAUUGAUUAGGCUACAAUUAAAUAGGUGGUUUGCUGGGCAGUGCAGCUCAUCGGGCUGGAAGGUUCCAUGCUGUAUCUCUUAAAUAAACAAACACAGAAAUAAAUAAACCUUUUCGUUCCUGGGAUCGUUCUUGUAAAUCUCAUCUGGACACUCUAAUACCAGCACAUCCUUUCUUGAGACAUGGACCCAAACAGCGUACAAUUAUCCCAAUGCAGACCAACCAAUCCCUUAUAAAGCCUCACCAUUACAUCCUUGUCCUCCCAAGAUGAAUUAUUAACAUUGCAUUUGCCUCCUUUACUACUGAAUCAAGCUGCAAGUUAACCCUGCACUUUGACUCUCAAGUCCCUUUUCACGUCCAACUUCUGAAUUUGCUCCCCAUUUAGAAAACAGUAUAGACACCUUUAUUCCUUUUACCAAAAUACAUAACCAUAGACUUCCAUAGACAAUUUUCUAUCUGCCACUACUUUGUGUAUUUUCCUUGUGAUUUUAAAAGAAGAAAAUUCAAGUAAACCUGCGGCUUGAGGUCACUGAAUUUCAGUUCUGCCUGCUCAUUUAAGUGAGCCAAAAACUUCCCCACACAGUUUUGCACUGACUAGUAUUUAUCCUGUUCAAGUCCAUCAUCUUUGUUCAUGCAGUAACAAUUUGUGUUUCCAUUUCCAUACAUACAAUGGUGAAUAAAGUAUUUCCUCAGUACUUCAUUACUUGAGAAUAUCACUAGAGUAAACAAUGUAAUAUAAAUAACUUUGUUUAGGUGCAUUUUUCUUG